Ornithorhynchus anatinus (platypus) is the source of this 4216-nucleotide messenger RNA. RefSeq names its product cell adhesion associated, oncogene regulated (gene CDON). Bases 274 to 4038 code for a protein of 1254 amino acids. Gene Ontology annotation, biological process: axon guidance; nervous system development; cell-cell adhesion. Gene Ontology annotation, molecular function: protein binding. The transcript has 20 exons. The record is from RefSeq and is a predicted model, not a curated record. Gene Ontology annotation, cellular component: axon; plasma membrane. Lineage: Eukaryota; Metazoa; Chordata; Mammalia; Monotremata; Ornithorhynchidae.
GGGGGGAGGGAAGGCUCCUUAUGUUAGCAGAUCUAAAAAUCAAGGCCUGACUUAAGAGUUUAUCUUGUAAGAGCCACAGCGCACUGAACUAGUCCGGAUUUUUACACCGCAAGGGGAACUGGAGUCGUGCGUUCUCGAAAUGAACUCCACUUAGGCAGCCCCGAAGCUGAUGGCUGGGCUCCCCAUCAGGGACACAAGUACCUACACGUUUGCAGAUCGGCGUGCCCUUUCUGCCCCGGAGGUCUGUCCGUCCAGCUUCCGUCAUCUGGCGCUAUGCAUCCGGUUUCCAGCUUGUUGGAGAAACUGCUGUACGUCACCCUGACGGUCCUGGGUUCUCCGGUCAAUUCAGACCCGGCGCCUCACUUUGCUUCCGAGCCACACUCCGUCAUCCAGAGACCCGGCGGCUCCGUGACCCUGCGCUGCUUGGCCGAGCCCGCCACGGCUCACGUCUCCUGGCUGUUCAACGGAGAGAGGUUGGACGGCCGCGCGGAGGGAGUGGAGGUGCGGCCGGGCUCUCUGACCAUCCUGUCUCUCGACCCGUCCCUGGCGGGGCGCUACCAGUGCCUGGCCAACACCAGCGCCGGGGCCCUCGUGAGCAGGAUCGCCACGGUAUCCGCCGGAUACCUCGGUGAUUUUGGCCCGUCAACCAAAAAUGUGCUUUCAGCGGAAGAGCGGAGUACUAGUAUUAUUGGCUGCCAGGUACCAGACAGCAACCCCACAGCACAGGUGCGCUAUAGAGUCCGGGGGAAGUGGCUGGAACAUUCCACAGAUGACUACCUUGUUCUUCCAUCUGGAAAUCUUCAGAUCCUGAAUGUCUCACUUGAGGACAGAGGGGCCUACAGAUGCGCGGCUUAUAACCCGGUCACCCGAGAAUUAAAGGUUGAGCCCGUCGGCCACAAGCUCGUCGUCAGCCGCUCUACCUCGGAGGGUUUCCGGAUUCUUCAUCCCAGCCACCCGCAGACGGUGGCCUUCCCGGCGAACAGUCCGGCCACGCUGGAGUGUGUGGUCAGCGGGGCGCCUGCUUCUCAAGUACGCUGGCUGAAGGACGGCCAGGACGCCCUGGCGGGCGGUACGUGGAGGAGGUGGCAUUCGCACCUGGUCACGGACAGCGUAGGUCCCGCCGAUUCCGGAAACUACUCCUGCGUGGUGGGAAGCGAGGCUGGGCAACCCCAGCGGGCGACCUACAGGGUCAGUGUACUCGAGCACGCCUCGAUUUCUAAAGGAUUGCAGGAUCAGACCGUGUCUCUGGGCGCUGCAGCCUACUUCACGUGCGUCGCUCACGGAAACCCUACCCCCAACCUCACCUGGUUUCAUAACGCCAAACCCAUCCGCCCUUCCCCGCGCCGCCUGGCUGUAGGGAACAGGCUGCGAAUCAGCGGGGUGACCAUGGGAGACUCUGGGGUGUACCAGUGCUUGGCAGAUAACGGCCUCGACUCCGUGCAGUCCGCCGGGAGGCUUGGAGUCGAAACAGGCAAAGGAUUCCAGCCCACGAUCAUCACGCCACCAGUCAGCGCUAACGUCGUAGGUGGCGAUUUUGUUACCUUAUCCUGCAACGCCACCGGCCUCCCGAUUCCCGUCAUUCGUUGGUACGACCGCCACGGCCUGAUCACCAGCCACCCGUCCCAGGUCCUCCGAUCCAAGUCCCGGAAGCCCCACCCGGCGAGAAACGGAGGCACCGCCCCGGAGCCCAUCUUCUUCGUCGUGUCCCGAGCCGGAUCGAGCUCUCUGACCAUUCAGGCGGUCACCAUGGAGCACGCUGGGAAAUACACCUGUGAAGCCUCGAAUGAACACGGCUCCGCCCAGUCGGAAGCAUUCCUCACGGUUGAUCCUUUUGAAACCACCACAAGGGCGGAGGCGGUCACCCCGACCGAUGCCGCGCAGAGCGACGAGGGAGCGAGAGAGGGCGGGUCGGUCCCCGGGCAGACGAGCCUGCUCCCGUGGCAGCCGCGUUCCAGCGCGACGGAGGCGUCGUCGGACGGGAACGCCGGCGGGGUCUCCGCUCCCGACGCCCCCAUCAUCCUGAGUCCCCCGCAGACCCUCAAGCCGGACACGUACCACCUGGUGUGGCGCUCGGGGAAGGAUGGGGGAUUGCCCGUCAAUGCCUACUUUGUGAAAUAUCGCAAGCUCGAGGACGGAGGCGGCGGGAUGGGAACCUGGCACACGGUCCGGGUCCCCGGGAGCGAGAACGAGCUCCACCUGACUGAACUGGAGCCCUCCAGCCUCUACGAGGUCUUGAUGGUGGCAAGGAGUGCGGCCGGAGAAGGGCAGCCGGCCAUGCUUACCUUCCGCACUAGCAAAGAGAAAGCGUCGUCGUCGAAAAACACUCAGGCCUCCUCUCCGCCGGAGGGUGUUCCUAAGAAUCCCGUCAUUCCAGAGGGGACCAACCAUAACUUCGGGGUGGUGCUUGGUGACCCCACCCGGCACAGUGGAGUUCCCGAGGCCCCGGACCGGCCCACCAUUUCUACCGCCUCGGAGACAUCCGUCUACGUCACGUGGAUCCCCCGGGCCAACGGGGGCUCCCCCAUCACUGCCUUCAAAGUCGAGUACAAGCGAAUGAGCAAGAACGACUGGCUGGUGGCCGCCGAAGACAUCCCUCCUUCCAAACUCUCCGUGGAAGUCCGCAGCUUGGAGCCAGGUUCCACCUACAAGUUCCGGGUAAUCGCGGUCAACCAUUACGGCGAGAGUUUUCGGAGCUUGGCGUCUCGGCCCUACCAGGUGGCCGGCUUCCCCAACCGCUUUUCCAACCGUCCCGUCGCCGGCCCUCACAUCGCCUACACGGAGGCCGUGAGCGACACUCAGAUCAUGUUGAAGUGGACGUACAUUCCUUCGAGCAACAACAAUACGCCCAUCCAAGGAUUUUACAUCUACUACCGGCCGACGGACAGUGACAAUGACAGUGAUUACAAGAGGGAUGUGGUGGAAGGUUCAAAGCAGUGGCACCUGAUCGGUCAUUUGCAGCCCGAAACCUCCUAUGACAUCAAGAUGCAGUGCUUCAACGAGGGCGGGGAGAGCGAGUUCAGCAACGUGAUGAUCUGCGAGACUAAAGUGAAACGUGUUCCCGGCGCCUCCGAGGAGCCCCUGAAGGACCUCAGCACCCCUCCCAUUUCUCCCGGGGGCCACUCCGGGCCGGCCACCGGUCCCGCGCGAAGCAGCGACAUGCUGUAUCUGAUAGUGGGCUGCGUGCUGGGCGUCAUGGUGCUCAUUCUUAUGGUUUUCAUUGCCAUGUGCCUGUGGAAGAACCGCCAGCAAAAUGCCAUUCAGAAGUACGACCCUCCGGGAUACCUGUGCCCGGGCUCCGAUCUCAGCGGGCCAAUGAUGGAGUACCCCGCCCUGCCCGGCGCGAGCCGAGUCAACGGCAGCGGGCCCGGGGGCUGCCUCGGCAACGGCUGCCCACACCUCCGCCAUAAGCUUCCCAACGGCGGCGGCGUCUCGAACGGAAGUUUGAACGGAGGCCUUUCCCCGGGACGUACCGAUUCCCUCUCCCUCACCCACGUGGAAUACGAGCACCCUCACCACCUGCUGAACGGCGGUGGGACGUACACAGCGAUACCUCGGACCGACCCGGUGGCCUGCGUCAAUUGUCGGAACUGCCGGAACAACAACAGGUGUUUCACCAAAACCAACGGCCCCUUCGGCGGCAGCCCCCCGGCCACGGUCCCCGUGACGGCCCCGUACCCGCCGGACUGUUUGGAGAUGAAGCCCCUCGGGCCCUUGACGGGGCCCCUGUGCCGGGCUCCCGUGGCGCCCGAGAGGGGCGUCCGGUCGCCCGAGGAGAGCCCCGAGGACAGAGGGGGGCCGGAGCCCACCCCGCCCCUGUGCUGCCGGGACGGCAGGAGGGACCCGCCGAUCUCCGGGCGGGCAGAAGGCGGCGGCGGCGGCGGCGAUCUGCCUUCGGAGACGGACGGCCUCAGCCGGAGCCCCCCGGUCCUGCAGCUCGGGCCCAAAGACCGCAGGGAAAGGUCGGCUUGGCCGCCCCCCGGAGCGGCGGCGGCGGCGGCCGGCCUCCUGGGGGACUUCCAGCGGCCCCAGGAGGCCUGAGGCCGGGGGGGACCGGGACCACCUUCCCACUUGCGCCCAGCGACUGCACAGCGCGGGCCUCGGGAGCCGCCGGAGGGGCGGGAGCCCAGAGCGGAGGCAGAGACGGAGGAGAGACGCUAUUUAUUUCUCGUAGUGGUAACGUCAUAUGAAUGUAUCUUAAAACGUUUGCCUUUUUCUA